AAAAGGAUAAUAUCGAUACAAUUUUCAUUACGUCAUGUAUUUAUUCUCUUCUUGAUGGAAAUAUUGGGACAAACCAAGUACACACACAAAUAUCUAAAUUGACAAUGUGGAUCGUCUUCUCAACUCUCUUCAUGUUCUUCAUCAUCAUCACAACCUUCCUCGCGGUUCUAACAACAUCCACUUCACAAGCUCUCCAUCCAGAUGAAUUGAAUGCACUUGGGGAAAUAGCUACUACACUUGGAAUGGAGAGAUUGAAUCUAAGUGAUGGAGAUCCUUGCCUUUCUAGGACUUUGAAUAUUGGUGUUCUUUCGAAUGGGAUGACUAGCACCAUUGCUUGUGAUUGUAGCUUCAACAAUAACAUGACAUGUCAUAUUACAGAACUAAUUCUCAUGUCCACAAGUCUUUCAGGGAAACUUCCGCCUGAGUUGGCCAAGCUUCAGUAUCUCCAGAAAAUAAACCUGGUUCGAAACUACCUUUCGGGCACAAUCCCAAUGGAGUGGGCUUCAAUGCCAUAUCUCACUUCCAUCACGCUCUCCGCAAAUAAUUUGUCUGGGCCUUUACCAACUUGGUUGCAAAACUUCAAGAAUCUGAAAAUCCUAGGGGUGGAAGGCAACCAGUUCUCUGGUACGAUUCCUGAUGAGCUUGGUAAUUUGACCAACCUAACAAAAUUGCAUCUUGCAUCCAAUAAAUUUAUUGGACGAUUGCCUAUCACUCUCGCUAGACUAGUAAACCUUGAGGAAUUUUGGAUAAGUGACAAUAACUUUAAUGGAACCAUUCCAAGAUACAUCGGCACCUGGUCUCGGCUUCAAAAGCUAUUUCUACAUGCGAGUGGACUUAAAGGACCUCUUCCUGAAGCAGUGGCCCGCCUAGAAAAUCUUGUUGAUCUGAGAAUUAGUGAUACGACUGGGAUAAACUUCUUUCCAAAUAUAUCCAGCAAAGUCAUCGCAACCCUAAUUUUGAGGAAUGUGGGUUUGUCUGGUCCAAUCCCCUCGUACAUCUGGAAUUUGCCUAACCUAAACAGACUAGAUUUAUCGUUUAACAAAUUGACUGGUGAACUUCAAGAAGUACAAAAAGCGCCAACAAAUACCUAUGUGACUAGCAACGUUCUUUCCGGAAACGUUGAAUCUACUUCUGUUUACCUCCACAGCAAAUCUGAUAUUGAUCUCUCUUAUAAUAAUUUAUCUUGGUCAUCGAGCUGUCGGCACAAGAGUAACAUCAAUACAUACCGGAGCUCAUAUUUGCAAAACAGUGUGCUUGUUCCAUGUGCUGGUCCAACAAACUGCAGCAAAUAUCAACGAUCAUUGCAUAUAAAUUGUGGUGGAGGAACUGUACAGAUUAAAACAUCCUCAGGUAAAAUCACUUAUCAAGCUGAUAACAGUACAGCUGAUGCCGCAACAAAUCACCACCUAAAAAACUGGGGAAUCAGCAAUACGGGUGACUUUAUCGAUGAUCCAAAUCAUGACGACACCUACAUAAUUUCAACUAGUUUAACACCAUCUGGAGAUUAUCCCGAUCUCUAUAAAACCGCACGUCGAUCUGCUCUUUCUCUAGUUUACUAUGCGUUUUGCUUGGAAAAUGGAGCCUACAAUGUAAAACUGCAUUUUGUGGAGAUCCAGUUUUUAGACGAAGAUCUAAACAGUCGUCUUGGAAGAAGAUUAUUUGACAUCUAUGUUCAGGGAGAAUUGUUCUUGAGGGAUUUUAACAUCAAAGAUGAGGCUAAUGGAACUCUCAAGCCUGUUGUGAAAGAAGUGAAAACUGUUAAUGUGACUGACCGUACUUUAGAGAUUCGGUUGUAUUGGGCGGGGAAAGGGACAGUACUCUUUCCUAAAAGAGGAAACUAUGGUCCUCUUAUCUCUGCAAUCUCCUUGUGUCAUAGUCUGGAGCAAAAUUGCGGAGUGGAGAAAACAAAAUAUCACACUAAUUAUCCACUAAUUUUUGGGGUAACGGGUGCCGUGUUAGCUAUAAUUCUCUUGGCUUUGGGAUUAUAUGCUCAGAAAAGAUGCAGAGAUCAAACAAACAUGAGAGAAAGAGAUCUGAGAGCUCAGGGUCUGCAAACAGUUUGGUUUACAUGGAGGCAACUGCAAGCUGCAACAAACAAUUUUGAUGAAGCUAACAAACUUGGAGAAGGAGGUUUCGGAUCCGUAUUCAAAGGAGAGCUUUCAGAUGGAACUACCGUAGCAGUUAAGCAGCUUUCUUCUAAGUCAUCCCAAGGAAACCGAGAGUUUGUGAACGAGAUAGGCAUGAUCUCAGGUCUAGAUCAUCCAAACCUUGUCAAGCUUUACGGAUGUUGUGUCGAAAAAAAUCAACUGCUGCUAGUGUAUGAGUAUAUGGAAAACAACUCCCUUGCUGUUGUGUUGUCUGAAAAUAGCUCCCCGAAAUUGGAUUGGGCAGCAAGGAAAAAAAUAUGUGUGGGGAUAGCAAGAGGGCUUGAGUUCCUCCAUGAAGGAUCUAUGAUCAAGAUGGUUCACCGUGACAUUAAAACCAGUAAUGUACUUCUAGAUGCCCACCUUAAUGCAAAAAUAUCUGACUUUGGAUUGGCUAGGCUCCGUGAAGAAGAACACACUCAGAUUACCAACAAAAUUGCAGGAACCAUGGGAUAUAUGGCUCCUGAAUAUGUACUAUGGGGUCAACUAACAGAGAAAGCAGAUGUGUAUAGCUUCGGGGUUGUGGCAAUGGAAAUUGUUAGUGGAAAGAAUAAUACUAAACCGAGGGGAAGUGCUGAUCAUGUCUCCCUUAUCAAUUGGGCUUUGAUGUUGCAACAAAAAGGGGACAUACUAGAGAUUGUAGAUCCAAUGUUGGAAGGUGAUUUCAACAGUAAAGAAGCCGUGAGGAUGAUCAAUGUUGCUCUUGUUUGCACAAACUCAUCUCCUUCCUUAAGGCCAACCAUGUCAGAGGCUGUGCAAAUGCUAGAGGGAGUGAUCGAAAUAGCACAGGUUAUGUCAGAUCCUGGCCUAUAUGGAGACGAAUGGAGCAUUUCAAAGCUAAGGGACAAUAAUACACAUGGAAGCUCGAGAACGACUGGUGUGACAGAUCAAACAACAAUGACGAUGGAAUUCUCUGUUUCUGGUUCUGAUCUAAAUUCGACAGUAGAGUUUCCUUCCUCAUCGCUGUAAUAAUGUUCCAAAUCUUACAUGUUAAAGACAGUUUUAUGUCACUGAAUAUAGAAAAUGCUAUAAAAUAAAUAUAUAAUGGAAAAAUGAUUGUUGGAUA
Molecule: messenger RNA, 3210 nt
Organism: Raphanus sativus (radish)
Lineage: Eukaryota; Viridiplantae; Streptophyta; Magnoliopsida; Brassicales; Brassicaceae
Product: probable LRR receptor-like serine/threonine-protein kinase At1g29720
Exons: 25
Coding region: 105-3113 (1002 amino acids)
Biological process (GO): protein phosphorylation
Molecular function (GO): ATP binding; protein kinase activity; protein binding
Source: RefSeq, a predicted model, not a curated record